Messenger RNA from Capsella rubella, 1195 nucleotides. Its product is annotated as VQ motif-containing protein 22. The transcript has a single exon. The record is from RefSeq and is a predicted model, not a curated record. NCBI's taxonomy places the organism in Eukaryota, Viridiplantae, Streptophyta, Magnoliopsida, Brassicales, Brassicaceae. The coding region runs from base 33 to 911 and encodes 292 amino acids.
CAAUCUCUCACCAAAUCUUUUAGUCUCGCGAGAUGGAGUCCGGUAAUAGUAGCAGCAUGCAAUCUUCAAGCGGUGGUGGUGGUGGGGGAGUGGGGGGAGAAGAAGAGUAUGAUUCACGCGCCGCCGAUCAUUCCAUCUCCGCCCUCUUCGACCACCACGUGUCAUCUCUCCCUCCGCCGCAACAAAACCACCUUAACCUCCUCCAUUUCGACCAUAACAACAACCACAGCUCUCUAAUACCACAAACCUACUUCAACAACAACAACACUUUCUUACCCGUAAACCAACAGCCCGACCCGCUUUCUCAACCCGACCUCCGGACCUUCUCCGCCACGUCAUCACAUCCUCCUCCUAACAACGUAGGGGUAACCAAGAAGACAAAGAAAAGAUCACGUGCAUCAAGAAGAGCACCUACGACGGUUCUAACGACGGACACGUCGAACUUCAGAGCGAUGGUUCAAGAGUUUACCGGAAUCCCAGCGCCGCCGCUAUUCAACAACAACUCCGUCGUGAACACCACGCGCCUCAACACAUUCCUCGGCCUGUCUUCUUCUUCGCCAAACUCUUACAAUAACAACAAUCUCUUGUUACGACCUUUUGCUCAAAAGCUCAUACCAACGUCGUCGCCACUCUUAUCCGGAUCACAGGUUCAGCAAUAUCAAAACCCUAACAACGCUUUCGAGAAUAUGAAUCUACAGGCUCUUCUCCAAGCUCAUAUUACAAACCCUAGAAGCAAUGAUCACGAUCAGUUUGGUCUUGGUGUGAUGCAGAGUCCACCUGCUAAUCCUCCGAUGACAACUGAAGCGGCUAACGGGAACAUAGUCGGUGAUAAUGGAAGUUACGGUGGUUCCGAUCAUGAUCACAAUAAUGACGGUACUUGGUUAUGUUCAUCUUCCGACCAAAGAACUUAAAAAAUAUAUUAUUGUCCGAAACCAAAGCUAAUUUCUUGACAUGAUUAUUCAGAAAAUUAAACAUAGCACGUAUAGGAUGAUGAAGUUAUUCGUUAUUUAUUACUUAAGCAAUUAAUCUAUCCUUUUGUUGUCUUUAGUAUCAUGUUGGGGUGAGUAUUUGUUACGAGAAGGAUCUCAUUUAAAUUAAGUUUUGUUAUAUAUUUCUUAUAACAUAUAGCACCUUUUCAUCGUUAUGUUUAUGAUAACAGUUACUUGCAAAAAUUGAAAUUGAAAUUUCUUAACUA